GGAAAGUUCUUUAUGAUUGCAUUGAUUUGCAGUUUCAUCUGGUACCUGGUCCCAGGGAACCUUUUCUCAACACUCACAAGCAUAUCAUGGGUGUGCUGGGUAUUCCCCAACUCUGUCACAGCCCAACAGCUAGGUUCAGGCAUAAGAGACCUCGGACUUGGAGCCUUCACACUUUCAUGGUCUGUGGUGGCAUCUUACUUACCUAGCCCCCUUGUCAGCCCUUUCUUUUCCAUCGCCAACGUUUUUGCAGGCUAUGUAUUGGUCAUCUACAUUGCCAUCCCUAUACUAUACUGGGUAUUUGACAUGUACAAUGCAAGUAGAUUUCCUAUUUUCUUGUCACAUUUGUUCACAGCCCAAGGCCAAAUAUACAAUAUAUCAGAUAUUGUCAAUAACAAGUUUGAGCUAGAUUUAGGUAAGUAUGAGGAGCAAGGGCGGAUUCAUUUGAGCAUGUUUUUUGCUCUCACUUAUGGCUUUGGAUUUUCUGCAGUCGCAUCCACCCUCACACAUGUGGCUUUUUUCAAUGGCAGGUGUGUGUUUAUGUUAGAAAGGUCUCAUUUCAUGCACAACCAUGAGGAUAUCCAUACCAAAUUGAUGAGGAGAUAUGAGGCCAUACCUUCCAAGUGGUUCUACAUAUUGCUUGGUGCGACACUCGCAGUUUCCUUAGCACUCUGCAUAUUUUUAAAUGAUCAGGUUCAAAUGCCAUGGUGGGGACUUCUCUUUGCCGCAGCAAUUGCCUUUAUUUUCACUCUUCCAAUCAGCAUCAUAACUGCCACAACAAACCAGACACCAGGGCUAAACAUUAUCACAGAGUAUGCAAUGGGUCUAAUAUACACAGGAAGACCAAUAGCCAAUGUUUGCUUUAAAACCUAUGGAUAUAUGAGCAUGGCUCAGGCUGUCUCCUUUCUCAGUGACUUCAAGCUAGGACACUACAUGAAGAUUCCUCCAAGAUCAAUGUUCUUGGUUCAGUUCAUUGGAACAAUCUGGGCUGGAACCAUCAACCUUGCAGUGGCAUGGUGGUUGCUGUACUCAGUUGAGAACAUAUGCCGGGAUGAUCUCCUUCCCUCUGACAGCCCCUGGACAUGCCCUUCGGAUCGAGUCUUCUCUGACGCAUCCGUUAUAUGGGGUCUGGUUGGACCAAAACGGAUCUUUGGGACUCUUGGAAAUUAUGGGAUGAUGAAUUGGUUCUUCCUCGGAGGUGCAAUAGGACCAUUUAUUGUUUGGAUAUUACAUAAGGCAUUUCCUGAGCAAAAGUGGAUUCCCCUUAUUAAUCUUCCAGUCCUUCUGGGAGCAACUGGUAUGAUGCCACCAGCAACUCCAGUGAAAUACAAUGCAUGGAUUAUUGCAGGAACAAUUUUCAUCUUCCGUUACAGAAAGGAAUGGUGGGAUAGGUACAAUUACAUUCUUUCAGCAGCUUUGGAUGCUGGGGUGGCUUUCAUGGGACUACUCUACUUUACAGUGGGCAUGCAGGAGGGGAAAGGUUUGGUCUGGUGGGGUACUACCGAUGGCGAACAUUGUCCAUUAGCAACAUGUCCAACAGCCAAGGGCAUAGUGGUCGAUGGUUGUCCACUAAACUAA
This is a messenger RNA of Juglans microcarpa x Juglans regia, 1575 nucleotides long. Its product is annotated as oligopeptide transporter 4-like. Gene Ontology annotation, molecular function: oligopeptide transmembrane transporter activity. The transcript is spliced from 8 exons. NCBI's taxonomy places the organism in Eukaryota, Viridiplantae, Streptophyta, Magnoliopsida, Fagales, Juglandaceae. The record is from RefSeq and is a predicted model, not a curated record. Gene Ontology annotation, biological process: transmembrane transport. The annotation marks the transcript as partial.